Molecule: messenger RNA, 591 nt
Organism: Saccostrea cuccullata (small rock oyster)
Lineage: Eukaryota; Metazoa; Mollusca; Bivalvia; Ostreida; Ostreidae
Exons: 6
Source: RefSeq, a predicted model, not a curated record
AUGGAAAUCAGCAUCAGAAAUCGAUGGGUGAGCCGACUUCAUGAAGAAUCUAAUAACAACAGUAGGAGUUUAUUCAAGAAUGGCUGCCCAUAUGGUACUUACGUUACUACCGUCUUUCUGCUUGAUACUUCGGCUAGCAUGGCGGGGGAGGGUCUGGAACAAAUGAAAACGGCAUUCAAGGAUAUCAUUAACGAGUUUUCUAAGCAUCCAUCAAAAACAGAAAAUGUGUCAGUGAUAACUUUUGGAGAUGAUGUAAAAAUUCUUCAGUACUAUUCCAAGGAUUACAUAUCAAUUUCCAGAUGUGUAGAUAGCAUAGAAUGUAGAGGCGAUAGCAAAUUAGAAGCAGGACUUAUCAUGUGUUUGUCAGGUAUACAAACAGUUCCUUACUCCAACAUUGGAUCAUUUCACGUGAGAACAAGAAUAGUCGUUAUCACAGAUGGUAAACCAACAGAUCUCUGUAACGAAAACGGUCAUGAGAUUUACCAGUCACGUGGCUUUGAUGAGGUUAGCAAUGGUGUCAUUGAUGUAGCGAAACAACUGGGUAGAGGUAACCCUAUCUUCUGUAUUCCAGUUGGAACAGAUCCGGAUAUU